This is a messenger RNA of Olea europaea var. sylvestris, 700 nucleotides long. Its product is annotated as agamous-like MADS-box protein AGL62. Gene Ontology annotation, molecular function: RNA polymerase II cis-regulatory region sequence-specific DNA binding; protein dimerization activity; DNA-binding transcription factor activity, RNA polymerase II-specific. The transcript has a single exon. Gene Ontology annotation, biological process: positive regulation of transcription by RNA polymerase II. Lineage: Eukaryota; Viridiplantae; Streptophyta; Magnoliopsida; Lamiales; Oleaceae. The record is from RefSeq and is a predicted model, not a curated record. Bases 47 to 700 code for a protein of 217 amino acids.
UCUAGAUCUCCCGAAAUUUUUGUCUCAUAGUUGAAGGCCAGUAGCUAUGACAAGAAAGAGCAGGGGACGCCAAAAGAUAGAGAUGGCAAAAAUGUCAAAAGAAAGCAAUCUCCUUGUUACCUUCUCAAAACGACGCUCUGGUCUCUUUAAAAAGGCCAGUGAACUUAGUACACUUUGCGGUGCUGAAAUUGCUAUAAUCGUGUUUUCUCCGGGCAAAAAGGUAUUCUCUUUUGGCCACCCGUGUGUCGAGUCCAUUGUGGAUCGUUACAUGAUGAGAAACAGUACACCGAGUUCCAGCAUGAUGCAACUUAUGGAGGCUCACCGGAAUGCUAGUGUCCAGGAACUCAACAUGCAACUGACCAACAUUCUCAGCCAGUUGGAAUCAGAGAAAAAGUGCAGCGAAGAGUUAACCAGGAUUAGGAAAGCCAGUCAAGGGACGUGCUGGUGGGAGGCGCCAUUUAAUGAGCUUCGCUUGGAAGAGCUCGAGCAACUGAAGGGGGCAAUGGAGGAGCUCAAGAAGAAUGUGGCUAAUCAGGUGGAGAGGCUCAUUGUGGAGGCAUCGAACUCUUUGCAGCCUGUUCUUGGGGCAUCGAGUUCUAGAGGAAAUGUUGGGGUUGAUGUUGAUGUUAAGAUUCCUGGCCUUGGAUUUUCGAUGACUCCUCAUGGAUAUUCAUUUGGAUAUGGUCGUCCAUUCUUUUAA